GAGAUAACCUGUUACCCAAGAAACCUAUAGAAAAACAAAAUGUCUCAAUUUUCAAACUCUACUUCUUUUCUUUUUUUCAUUUUCCUCUUCUUCUUCAUCUUAUCGAAUCCCAUUGACAAAACCUCGGCCCAGCUCGACGACUAUGCAAGAGUCGAUAUAGUCAACAGAACCUGCAAAAAAUGCGCAGAGAAAUCGAAGUUCAUUAACUAUGGUUUCUGUCAAACCUCUCUCCAAGUAAUCCCAGCAAGCCAUGCAACAAACCUACGGGGAAUAGCCGUAAUCGCGAUGGAGCUAGCGCUCGAAAACGCAACAACUACCGUUACGAGAGUGAAAAGCUUGUUGGGCACGGAAGGUUUCGACCCGUUUAGCAUAGGAUGCUUGGAGAAAUGCUUGAUUUUAUAUGGUGAUGCUUUAGUGGCACUGGUGGAUGGUGUUGCUGAUUUUCUGACGGGGCAUUAUGGGAAUGCUAAAUUGAGGAUGAGGACAGUUUUGGAAGAAACAAUAAAGUGUGAAAAUAGUUUUAAGGAAAAAAAAGGAGUGGUUUCGCCUUUGAGUGUUGAGAAUUUUAAUUUCUUACAUUUGAGCGAUAUUGCACUUUGUAUUAUGAAUUGGCUUUCUUUAGUUUCUCCUCAACGUUGAACUCUAAUAAUUACCCUCAUGCAAUGCCCUAGUUCCAUGCAUGGUUAUGCAUAGUUAUAUAAGGAAAUUUAGGGCUAAUUGAUGGACUAUUUCGUAUAUUCUAUAAAUGUUGUAUAAUGUUUCAAGUUGAUAUAUUUAUAAUUUUAUAUUUUUUUGAUGUGUUAAA
This is a messenger RNA of Mercurialis annua (annual mercury), 805 nucleotides long. Its product is annotated as putative invertase inhibitor. The coding region runs from base 40 to 639 and encodes 199 amino acids. Gene Ontology annotation, molecular function: enzyme inhibitor activity. NCBI's taxonomy places the organism in Eukaryota, Viridiplantae, Streptophyta, Magnoliopsida, Malpighiales, Euphorbiaceae. The transcript has a single exon. The record is from RefSeq and is a predicted model, not a curated record.